AUGUCUGAAGGGAGAUUAACAUCUACAGUGUCAUUUGUAAAAGAUAUUUCUUCUUUAACUUACGAAAAAGCAUCUCGAGCGAUUCAGACAUCUCACGGAAUAUAUGAUCAAUUGUAUCGCCAUGGUCAACAAGCCGGUGAUCGAGCAUAUCAAAUGACCAAAUAUUAUUGGAUUAAUUUCCCUCCUUUACGUUGGCUUGCCUAUACUUUUGUAGUAUUUAUACUUCCUCCAGCAAUAGUUUUUGUCGGAUGGAUGGUUCUAUCAUUCGGUUUCGUAUCUGCUAUAGCGGGAACUGGGGUUAUUUUGUCUCAAGGAUUUCUGACAACUUGUGGAUUAUUCGUGUUUCUUCCCACCGCCUCUUUUCUUACAAUUGUUGCUUUUAUGGUGGCUUGCUUUGCAGUAUUUACUUGGGGAGGAAUUCAAACCGUUAACGCAACUUUGUCAAAAUUUGGUCUAAUUAGAAGAGGGAAUUUUAUGGAAUUUUCCAAACAAAGUGCAAUUUCUGGCAGGGGUGCACGUCAAUCCGAUUAUAAUCAUUCACGUUAG
Molecule: messenger RNA, 546 nt
Organism: Funneliformis geosporum
Lineage: Eukaryota; Fungi; Glomeromycota; Glomeromycetes; Glomerales; Glomeraceae
Source: the annotation of a GenBank genome assembly